AAGGUGAGCAGAAAGAGAAAAAAAUACAUGCAAUUAUUCGUCACGUCAACGUUAUUAAUAUGGAGGAUUUGAACUGUCCCAGACUAGAUCAAUUGUGUGAUGAAGACAACUUACCUUGCUGUAUUUUUCAUAUGGACGUGAAACCCAAACAGUGUACAUUUUAUAAAGAGUGAGUUUUUAAAAAUAUUUUUUUUUUUUAGAUUAAUAUGCUCAUAAUUUUUUUUGAUUUUUGAAGGGAAGAUAAUGAUUGUGACGAUGAUGGUGAAUCUACAGAGGUACUAGCUAGGCUCUUUUACAUAAAUUACACUCCUUACACUCUGAAAAAGCCUUUUCUUCAUCUUCCGUUUGGGUUUCAUCUUUUUUCUAUCAACAGUGUAACAAGGAUGGUCUUGCGGUAA
Cinara cedri is the source of this 398-nucleotide messenger RNA. The record is from the annotation of a GenBank genome assembly. Lineage: Eukaryota; Metazoa; Arthropoda; Insecta; Hemiptera; Aphididae.